AUGAGUUUGAACAUCGUUUUGGGCCCUGAGUUUCCAAACGAAAAGCCUGCGAUUUUCGUCAAUCCUGUGUUUACGCAUCCAUGGAUUGCUGAAAAUACGAAUCAAGUAGUGGGGGCUCCAGGACUGAUAAAUUUCACACCACACUCAGACUUGGGGCGUGUGGUUCAAGCAAUCAUAAGAGAGUUCCAAAGAUCCAUUCCCAUGACAAGUCAUGAAGAUAAAUCAACAGAUUCCAGUCCACAGUCGAAUUUAAGCUCUCAGUCAUUAAUGUUUCCUGAUUUAAGUGAACUGAGCAUAGAUGAGCUUCAAGAGAUCCUUGAGAAUCCCGAUUUGCAGGACAAACUCAUUGAGACUAAUCCACAACUUAUUGAACUCGACUUAGAAACAGAGGAACUUAUGAACAGCAUAGAAGAGAUUGCUCAAGAUAAUAUUGCUAAACAGCAGAUGCUUGAUGAUCUAAAAACCGAAGUGAUAGACCGAAUCUCUACAAUAGUACAAAUGAAGAUGAAUUAUGAGGAGCUUAACAAAAAACAUCAAAAGCUGGCAGAAAUGUAUGACCCACAUAGGAUCAGGGAUUGUUUGAAAGAAUCUGCAUUAAAAGCGGAUGAGGAUGCUGAGGUCAUUGCAGAGCAGUUUUUAUUGGGCAAUAUACCAGUGGAAAGUUUCAUAGCAAAGUUUGCUGAGAAAAGAGCUUUAGGGCAAGCGAGGCGGGCAAGGGAGGAAAGGUUGGCGCAUCAAUUGGCUCAGCUGGACAAAGCCACAACA
Molecule: messenger RNA, 765 nt
Organism: Iphiclides podalirius (scarce swallowtail)
Lineage: Eukaryota; Metazoa; Arthropoda; Insecta; Lepidoptera; Papilionidae
Source: the annotation of a GenBank genome assembly